Molecule: messenger RNA, 8712 nt
Organism: Amoebophrya sp. A25
Lineage: Eukaryota; Dinophyceae; Syndiniales; Amoebophryaceae
Source: the annotation of a GenBank genome assembly
CAGGAGGAUCAGGACGUGCCUCAUCUUCCAGUACUGCUUUGGUCGUUUCAACGACAACCGCCUCACCUACUGUGUUCGCCAGAGGCGAAGUACAACAUUUUGAUACUAUCACCAGCAUUCAAUAUGGACCUGCUUAUGAUUCACGGAGUUCCUCGUCCUCCUCUACUUAUACACAAAUACCGCAUGGUGCACAUAGCAGUGGUAUCUCUAGCGAGUGGAGCCUCAUUCUCUCGGAUGUAUGGUUGCAGGAGGGGCCCUGUGUCCCCUACUGGGAAACAGAGUGCCCGGCAUUGGAUGUGAAGAGCUUGUUCCAUCAGACUGAGGUACCAUUUGGUCUAGAACUCAAUCUUAAUGAACAUAUUUCAUCGAUCAAAGAUAGAAUCUUGAAACAUUUGGAUACAUCACCCACUCAAUAACAACAAAGUCAGGUUUUUCUCGAUCACGAUGUUAGUUGCGAAUAUCUCUUUUUCGGGGACUGGUAUGUCACGGCUUUCCCCAUGCAGCGCAAGUGCGCUGACCCUCGCAUCGACCUCUGUCUCUUUUCGACUGCGCAUCGUGCGGUUACACUGUUUGGGAGUGGCGGCUUGACGUCCUCGUUCCAAAAUUUGGAACGACAUGAUCAUGCUUCAUCUAUUAUGCUGCCUACACUUGGCGGAGGUCCAACUUCAUCAAGUCCAUCCUGGCAAACGUUGGUGCAGGGCCCACCAAGAAGACGGAUCUUGACGAUUGAGGAAUAUCGGCAGCAAGUCUGCGCACUAGACCGGUACCGACCAGCGUUGACGCCAGUUAGCUAUUACAAGUAUCCCUGGCUAAAACAAUGGCUGACGGUCCGAGCAAGGUACUGCGAGGCAAUGCUUGACGAGGGACUUUUGGGACAACGCGAAACAUGUGGUACUAUUCGUAUUUUGUCUAGAGAUUGAUGUGCUACUCCUGUUUGAUGAAACUAAAAGUAUUAGUUGCUGAUGUUGAAAAACAAGAACUUCUACGUUUGUGAUCCGAUUAUGGGUACCGUCAACCCAUCUUUUACACCAUCUUUCAGCCAAUUCCUUCUUGGAAUAGGCUAAAAGAUGUUCUAAAAGAUGGGUUGCCGGUCCCUCUAAUCCGAACUCCUCCUCUUGAUACAUAAUAGGUCGCGAGCCUCCUGCUCUGCUGGAACUCGCUGCUCCCGCCUCGUACCGAGAGGUGUGGCCUCCACAGGUAAGAGGGAUGCAAUUUUAUCUUGGCCAAUCGUUCUGGCGCGAUGGAUCUGAGUGGGAAAAAGGCCGUUCCGAAGCCUUUCCUCACCCCUUCUUGCAGCGUUGUGGCUAUGCUGUGCCUGAUAGCAUCGAGCCUGAGUUUGCACCGAGCGAUGAUCCUUCCUCUGUGUCAUCUACGACGACGGCUGAUAGUGGACGGACGUCUGCAGGAGAAGCAGCCUCCUCCGCAGAGCCAAAGGAGAAGAUUCCAGUUCGUUUUCGCUUAAGGAUGGCGAAAGGGCAGACGUAUCGAGGUCGGAUCUACGGGCAAAAGCAUUUGCAGUGUAGUAGAGUGGAACCAUUUUUCGCUUGCAAUGCUUAUCGGGCCUCAGAAUGGUCGGUGAUCUGGAAGCAUUUCGGACCAGGGGUCUGCUCGACCCUAUAUUCGAUACCAGAGGAGAGUUUUCACCAACGUGUUGACGCAACUUCUGCAGACAGAAGCAGUACUGCACAAGAAUUACAAGAACAACCUCUACUUAGAAGUUCAUCUUUCAGCAUUAACGACGCACGAAGACGGCAAGUCGCUAUGCGUGGAGCUUUCUUGCGUACGAGAGACGCCAUGCUGAAAAGAUUGAAUGAUACACGAAGCAGUGGUGGUGAGGGUUGCGUGAUAAUGGCAAACUUGACCAGUGGGGAGAUAAUCAACGGUACUAGUGGAAGUAGUGGGUCGGGGGCACUGGGAGAUGGAGAAAACGCUACUUCCGGUGAAAAUGAAGCUGAUACGGCUAAAGACAGCAAGCGAUCGCUGAUGGGUGGUAUCUUAGACGCGAUUUUGGGGUCGUCCACAAGCAGCGAACAAGAAAGCACGGUCAACACGACAGCAGGGGCAACUUCUGGUGUUGAAAAGGACAGCGUAGCGGGUACUGCAUUAGAAGGUGCCACGGAGCAGAAAUCAAGUGGGGCAGAUGCUUCACCAACUGCUGACGAUUCCGGCGGAAAGGACAUCAGUGAAGAUAGCGCUUCAUUGAGUCCCUCAACAACUAGUACUGAUGAGACUACUUCUGCGACAUCCGAGACGCCUAGUACCACUGAAGGUGAUGCAACCAACGAUGAGCAACAAGAUAAUGAGCACGAAGGUAAUGAGCAAGAAGACGACGAUGAAGAGGAUGAAGAACAAGAGGAUGAAGAUCAAGAGAACAAUUACCCGUUUGGGACCUCAAAUGUGAAUGUCAUAACUCUCGAGGAGUACGACCUGAUGACUAGGAGUAAUUCCUGGCAAACAACAAGGUUCAUUUCGACGCAUGGUCAUAGCAGGGCAUCUACUUCAUCAACAAGCAGAUACGCGGAUGAAGAUAGCACUCCAACAUCUUCAACAGUUGCAGACCAGGAUCUAGACACACUGGCUGACACGCAUGAAGCGUUUCUUGCUACGCUGAAUGACACGGAGUUAGACGCUUACUUAGACGCGCAUGCGCCGCGGCAACAACCAGUGGACCCGGCAGCGCAAGACGCGUGGUUCAGCGAUGCCUUAGACGCUUUUGCCCCGUAUGAAUCCGUCUCAGAAAAAGGCGUAAUGAAACCUAGGAGUAAGGAGCCAGAGCCGCGUUUUAUUACUGAGGGGAUCAAUAUGACGGAGAUGCGGACCAUGGAGACCGAUUACGCCUCCCAGAGUGCGGGUGCUAAGAUCUUGGCGUCUUCAGAUGGGACCCAAGGCGCGGGUCACAUCCUCAAGUCCGAUCCUUCCGCGUACAUGCUCUCACCGUGCAGUGUACGAGGUGCUUGGUUUGUUCUAGGUCUGCCAGAGUACAUCUCUUUGGAGAAAGUUGGCUUUGUGAGCCUCGAGUUUUUCGCGAGUCAGUUCCGACAUAUCCAGAUUCUAGGCAGCAGCAGCUAUCCCGCAGAGCGGUGGCGGGUGUUGGCGGAGGUGGAGCUAAGCUUGUCCGAAACUCAGCAGGUCUUUGACGUGAACAAGCGGUGCAGUCGACAAGAAAACGGCUGUUGGGUUAGGUUCCUCAAGGUGCGCGCGCUGUCCCACUACGAUUUGGACGGUUCCGUCUACUGCGCUCUGACGAAAAUCCAGGUAUUUGGGUCUACUGUGCUGAAAGAUUUAGAUAAGCAACUGGAGAAAGAGGACGUGGAAUUAGCGAGCCAGAACUUGCCAGUACCUAGUGUGGGCGACUUGUUGGGUGACUACCACGAACGCGACAACUUUUUUUCAACGGAGCCCGACUUGUUUCUGCGACGUGUCGGGAUAGACGUGCCUGCGUACUUACGCUACGAUCGUGGUGGAAGUGCGACAUCGACGACAACUGCGACACAACAGCCAGGUGUAGGUGCUGUAGGCAGUGACCAGCAACAAAGAAAAGAAUCGGGAAAGAAUGCUGCUGGCGACGCGUCAGGCGUGGGAGGAAUGUCAACAGCAGGUAGGAAUGUCGUAGUUGGUACAACAAGUGCUGGUGCGGCAGGAGCGACCGUGUCCUCAUCCUCGUCGUCAACGACAGCUGCGCCUUCCUCGUGGUUUUCAAGCGGAACUGCGGCGACCUCGACGGGUGCACCGACACCAGCCGAUAGCGCAGCCGCCGCUGGGUCAGCUACUGGCACAUCAGCUUCGCCUUCGUCUUCUACGAGUGGGGCAGCAGGAGACGGGAGUUCCGCUAGCGACGGCAGUUCCGCGGGUACGACUGGUGCUGCUGGCGCCACAGGAGGAGCUACGACUGCUGUUGGCGUAGCUAGUGGUGCCAUGAUAUCAGGCAGUGGCACUGCUGGUAAUGGUAUUUCCGGAAGCGGACAAAAUCUGGGUGGCGCACUCACAGACGAGCGUCGCAACGGGACUACUAGUGGAUCUGCUUCAUCUAACACAGUAGACAGUGCUAUGUCUGCAUCCUCCGACGCCGAAGACGAUCCUAGUCCUUUCCUUGAAGACGGUGAAAUAUUCACCGGCCCGACCGCAGCUGAGAUAUCAGAGCAGAUUCUGCGGUUCGAAGAUCUAGGCCUAGACCGUAUGAAAACGCAGUUGUCGGACUUGGGCAGGAGUAGCGAUGCAAUGGCAGUACUGAAGCAAAUCGUCAACACCGUGUCGCCUCCUGCUAGUGGCGACGCCAACGGAGACAAGACAGCGGCUCUUAUGAAACAGAUGAUGUCAGUAGUCGGUGGAGGUGAUGCAGCUGCGAAAUUGAUGAUAAUAGAUCCCAAUAGCGCUUAUUAUGCCAACUUGCCACCUGCGGAGCAAAACCUUCGUGCAGCGACCCCGCCAUCACCUGGCGGCGAAAAACCCGCUCUGAUGAGGAUCUUAGAGAACAUCCGAUUGCUAGAAAGUAAGCACAUCGAUUUGUCGAAGUUGAGUCGGAAUAUGCUGGGCAGCAUGCGGAACCAAGAGCUGGUUCUGACGCUGUUGAGCUCUAUACUCCUAACGCUCCACGACCAAACAAAAGAGUACAGGGGAAAGCUGGACAAGGUCCAGAGAGUCUUUCUGAAGGGGAGAGACCAUUGCUUCGAGAGUAUCCUCAACAACCAAGCAGGUGCCUUUGGAGUGACGGGAAUAUCAUCGUCGGGUUUGCGCGCUGGUGGAAACGCAACAAACAACAGCAGCAGUGUAGGAGGAGCAGGAAGUGGUGGUGUAGCUGGUGGCUCAUCUUCAAGUAGUGGAACCAGUAACGGCGCAACAGGAGUCGGGGAAGUUGACCCUUUCCUCUGCUUACUAGAGGCGGCAUUGAACAGCACAGCAGCAGGACUACCGGAUGGCGCAGAAGAUGAUAACAACAUUCUCCAGAGGUUGAGAGACCGUUUAGUUCCUGCCUCAGAAACCUGGCUCAGCGGCAUUUCCUUUACAGAAGACGAAACUCACAUAUCCUUGGAUUUCUACUACCAGAGAAUCCGGGACUACGCUCUUCAAGUGUGGAAAGACACAGAGACGUUGCGUGGUUUGCUAGACCGUCUGUUGUCUAGUAUUUUGUCCUUUUUGGCGUCUGUUUGGUACGUCGCGACGUGGGCGACUGGGUAUCGAAGUGGAGAGUUGAAAACUCCGAUAUUGGACAUUUCCUGGUCUCCAGAGCGCGUGCUCUUGCUCUAUUUAGUCGUUUGUCACGUGUGGUCGGUCUUUCUCCGUAGAAUCUUUGCCACGAUAUGGGCCGUUCUCACUUACCCCUUUGUUGCUAUCGCAGCUGCUGUAAAGGGGAGAGGAGGAGGAGUUGUGGGAAGAGGUGUGCGGACGUUGUCGAGUGCAUCUACAGGAGCUGAAUCAUCUGUGAUGGGCAGCGAGGGUUCAACCUCUCACUUCCUGGCUGGCGGCGAAACAACGGAUGAGCCUCGUAGUCGUGCAUCUAGUGGCUCUUCCUCAAUACAAGCUCCAAGCUCCAGACCAGGCAGCGCAACAAGUAGCCCCCUUCAAGGCGCCACGACUGGUCCCCUGUUCCUCCCUACGACACUUCCGACUAGCAACCGCGUGAAUCACACUCCUCCGUAUUUGUCGCCCGCUACCCCCAUUACCCAACAACACCACAACCAUCUACUACAUCCAUCUGGAGGUCAACAACAAGGGGAACAACACGCCUACGCGCCACCAGGACACGGUGGUCCCACCACCGCAUCCUUAACACCUUCUUCGAAUAACCCAGCCGCCGACACCAGGAGUCGUGUCUCAUCCGCGAGUGCGCACACAGCGCGGAGCUACAUGUCGGUGCCUAGACGUGUGAGUGACGUGUCAAUGGCAACACUGCCAUCGCCAACGGAGCCAGGACAUUUUCAAGGUUCUAUCACCAGACAGCACCACGGGAUCUCGUUUGACAGUGCAGAUAGUGGUGACCCACCUAUAGGACUCCCACCGCGCACCGAUUCUGUGGCGUCCUCCAUCGCAACGCCACAGUUCGGCGGUAGGCCUCUACGGUUUAGGCCAGCUGGAAGCCAGGGAGCAGAAGGAGAGCAAGGACCUCCAGUCUUAGAGGAGACGGAUUUUUGCUUGUCAAGUCCAACACCAACGCCUGUCCUUGUUGUUGCAGAUGGGAAGCACAUGCAUAAAAAUGCGGAUCAUGCACCAGAAUCUUCAGUUAGAAAUAGUGACCUCAAGCUCAACUACGCUUCUCAAAACCUUUACAGGGAAAAAGAAAGUACAAAAACGUCGACAGCCGCGCAAGUAAAGUCUCAACUGCCAAGCAAAGUGAGGGAUCCUAGUGCAGGCCAUGGCAACACGGACGUACCUCCAUCUUCAAAAGAAGUUGUAAACACCGAUCCUUUAGUCAUGCUGCUCAAGAACGGAGGUGCUAGCGGUGCUAAUGGUCUUCAUUAUGCUAGCAACGGUGUAGCAGCUUCCGAUAAUCCGAACAACAGAAACAGUCAUAAUAUUGACUCUUCUUUACAGAGUAGGAGUGCAAGUAACGCAGGUGCGCGAAGUAGUAGUCCUUCAGCGUGGUCCUCUUCUCCGGCAACGUCGUCGAACGGUACUGCGCCUCGUCAACGCUUAGUAGUAAAGGAGAUAGACUUAGUUUCGUCAAAUCCUGUAGCUGCUAAGUCGAGUUCUACAUCUUCCCCAGAUUUCGUGUUGACGACAGAAGAUGUACAGGGAAACGUUGAGGUUGACUCGAAUCGAAGCCUGGAUGUUGGGUUGUUCCACAAGAGCGGCAUGCAUGAUCUUCAUUUACAGCGCAGCGACAGCACGACGCCUUCCUCAACUCCAACGCAGUCAAAACUGCCUUUAGGACAGCCACCCUCCUCUGGCGGCACUAGUAGAAACACUUCGCCGAGAGGGGAGUUUUUAUUCGACUUACAUAUUGGCAAGACGAGCGGCUCCAAGUUAAGAGUCGUUUCCACCAGAUUUAGUUACAUUUCCCCGUAAUAAACCAUCCAUGGCGCUUUUCCUAGUAGAAAAGAAGCCAGGAUAGAUGUUCAGAGGAAUGGAAUUCUGUAACCUCUAACCAAGGAUAUGCGUUCACUCUCUCUGUCCGGUGGCAGUGAAAGCGCUAGCACGAUGACGAUAUCCGGAACUAACGCUGUCCAACUGGCUAAGGAAUUCGCAGAGGCGAAGAAGGCUCGUGACUACAACAGACACACUAGGCCGAGUGCGGCACCGAAGAGUCCUAGUUCAACCUCAAGUGUGCUGGCUGAUGGUCAUGGUCUUAUUUCUUCUAGAAACUACACUUCGACUGGUGGCACUGCUGGUAGUGGUCCCAACGGUCACGCUUCUGGCAGUGAAUAUGCCAGUAGUCCAACGUCGUCUCUUCCUGGAUACAGCGCUAGUGCAGGGAGUAGUACUACUCGUUGUAAGGUAAAUGCUCUAGUAGUAGGCGAUAGUAGUAGUACAACAAGUACAACUUCCGAUAAUAGAAAUGAUGCAACAGCAGGACCACGAGCUCCUGUGAAUGUGACAUCAAGAACAGCACCUGUCCGACGAGGAGGUGGCGGUUCACAAUCUUCUGCUUCGUCAGGAUCUGCCUCAGCCAAUCACGAAGGACCGAGAAACAUGUCGUCUCAGAAUGGACAACAAGUGGAUCGCAGAGGGCGAGGACUAACUGCAGAAGAAGGAGGACCGAAAAAUCCUCCAUCGGUAAAACGACGAGGAGGAAGGAAACAUCAUGUGGGUAAACGCCCACCCGAGAAACCACCAGACUGAUUACCCGAGUAGGCUUCUGUUGUAAAAACUUAAACUUUAUUAGUACUUUCUGCCAGAAAGACUAGACUUUUUAGUAGAUUCAGCUAUUAGAAGUAGUUCUUCUUUGAUACAGCUUGUCAGGAUAGGAGAGGAGGGUUGUCGGAUUUGGAUACCACAUGCUUCCAAACAAAUUGGUAUCUUGAGUAGUAGAGACUGAGACAGCGGAGUAGAUGCUUCUAAAUGGUUUUGCUUGAAGCAAAUCGUUGAAGAGACACUAGAAAGAUCGCGGAGUACUUUGGGUUCUGUUAAGAAACCUCUACAAGAGACUGUAUCGGAAACCUGUACAAAAAACUGUAUCGCAAUGAAUACUAGAAGUAGGUAUUUGCAUUCAUGUUGAUGUUGAUGAAUACUAGAACUAGAGGACGAACUACUAGACUGGAAUCUAGUAUGAUGAGAAUUAGAGGAAGAAGCUUGCUAUCGUUACAGCUACCGGUACAACACUUGCACAUAAGAUGUUAGGCUUAGAGGCGGUAAAACUGUACAACACUUGCACAUGCGAUUUUAGAAGUUGAGGUUCGUUACAGCUACCUGUACAACACUUGCACAUUUCCAGUGAUGUCUAUUUCUAUGGAUUAAGUACUUUCCGAUUCCGAUGAUAUCGUUUGCUACUAUUAAGUAUGUAACUACCGCUUUCUGUGGUUUACUUGAGUGGCAUUUUUCAACGGUUAAACUUGCACAUUUCGCGACUCUUUGCACACUUACAGAAAGAACCAAGAAGAAGGAUGAUGGCCUCUACACAAAGCUGUAGGUGGUCGCUCACACCAAAGAAGAAGGAGAGCCUACACAAAGCCGUAGCAAAAGACUGUCUAACCGUCCGCAGAACGGAGUCCACACUUCCAUGAAGAAGCAAAGGAAAAGGCUUUCAACCCGCAAAAGGUUUGGCAUACAGAGCUACAG